Molecule: messenger RNA, 1110 nt
Organism: Lepisosteus oculatus (spotted gar)
Lineage: Eukaryota; Metazoa; Chordata; Actinopteri; Semionotiformes; Lepisosteidae
Gene: ndufaf1
Product: NADH:ubiquinone oxidoreductase complex assembly factor 1
Biological process (GO): mitochondrial respiratory chain complex I assembly; mitochondrial electron transport, NADH to ubiquinone
Cellular component (GO): mitochondrion
Source: RefSeq, a predicted model, not a curated record
GCUUCAUUCGCUGGGACCUGUCGUAAGACGUCACCCGUGACGUGUGAUACGCGAUCGUGAUCAGUAGGACAGACUGAGAAGGUCUUUCCAGAUCGGUGUUUCAGCACAUGUAGAGCUGCAGCCCGUGCUGCAGGGAAGCCGGCUGCAACAGUGUAGACGGACUCGCUUGACGGACGAUGGCUCUGUCCACAUCGACCCGGCUCGGUGCGUGUCGCCUGGGCUCCAGGCUCACGCCCCCGUGUUGGGGCGUAGUGUCUACGCGAGGGGCGGCACAGAGCUAUCGGAGACCAGGCCAGCCUCAGGACAACACGCCGCCUUGGAAGAAGAUCCGCUUUAGCUUCCCCAAGGGGGUGGAGGGCGUGAAGAAGCAUUUUGGGCUGCUGAAGCAGGAGAUGGUGGAGCGCUGGGUGGGGCCGGAGGGGAGGAGCCUCAGGGAGCAUAUGCUGGAACAGACAAAGUUGUUAUGGGAAUUCAGGGGUCCAGAGAGCCUGGAACAGUGGGUAGUGUCCUCGGACCAGGAGAUCGGAGGGAAGAGUGAAGCAUACCUGAAGCUGGGGAGAAACAACCAAACCUGCCUGCUGUAUGGCACUCUGUAUACAGCGCCUCCCAGAGAUGGGGAGACACGGUACAGCGGCUACUGCACUCUGCGCUCCAGACAGCCACUGAAUGCCUUUGAUCGGAAGAAGCACCACGACUGGUCCAGUUUUAAUACUCUGCACCUGCGCAUCCGCGGAGACGGGCGGCCGUGGAUGAUUAACAUUGCUACCGAGACCUACUUCUCCCACCAGAGAGAUGACAUGUACAACUACUUCCUGUUCACACGCGGCGGACCCUUCUGGCAGGAUGUCAAGAUUCCAUUUUCAAAGUUUUUUCUCUCGAGCCGGGGAAGAAUACAAGACAAUCAGCACCCACUGUGGUUAGAUAAGAUCAACACAAUAGGGUUCACACUGGGUGACAAGACAGAUGGACCAUUUCAACUGGAGAUAGACUUCAUAGCUGUGUGUAAUGACCGUGCACACGCCGAGGAGUUCGCUUAUGAGAAAUACAAGAGGAAUCCUGAAGUGUAAGGGGCAAUACCAGAUCUGUAUUAAAGAAUAAUGUACAAGAGUG